Molecule: messenger RNA, 12174 nt
Organism: Porites lobata
Lineage: Eukaryota; Metazoa; Cnidaria; Anthozoa; Scleractinia; Poritidae
Source: the annotation of a GenBank genome assembly
AAGACUGGUCUCUUUCAGGCUUGUGGCUGCAAGAAAGUGAGAUGGGCAUCACACCUGGCUGCUAAGAUCUCAAGAUCAAGGGUCAGUCCUACAAGAAGUUCCAAACAAGCUAAAUAUUCGAAGCCAGUGAAACAAACUGUGGUAAGUUAGCAAACUGUAAGGUUUCUGCCUCUGACUUGUAAUUAAUCUACAAGCAAGAAAGAAUGACUGAAGACUUGUAUGUUAGCUAUAUACGUCUGCUUCAGUGUACCAGGAACUAAACAAUGUACUUUUUAGCAAAUUCGUAAGUUUGUAGAGUAACCAUUUACACAACCUUUUUCUAAGAGGUUGAACAGAAUCAUUCUUUUUUUAACAUUCAUUUUGAAGGUUAAAAAUAGACUGUCAGUUUUUUUCCCUGUAUAGUCAAAUCCUGCUUUGUAAAUAAAAGCUUCAUGAACACUUUGUAAUUGUGGACAGUUCUCUUUGUCCUGGGUGUAAGCCCUAAUAUUUUCUAUUCUUUCAACCCACUGAAGGUAAUUCCCUUGAUAACGAUGUACUAUUGAGCAAUAAAAAUACACGUACAGGUGUAUGGGUUCAUGAGCCUGCACGCUUAUUCUUCUAAUGUGUUUAAAUUACUAAGUUACAUGCAAAAUGUUAAAAAGUUGAAUGACUGCCAAAAUUUGUUAUUUCAUAGUGCUCAGAAACAUUGCUUAUGUUUCCUUCAGUCUCUGCAUGAAAAGGGUUCAACUGUACAUGUGUCUUUGUUAAGAACUCUUUGUAUGUUAUUUUGUUACAUGUACAUAGAAUAUCAGACACCUUAAAUUAUAGAUCUUCUAACUAUGCAUAAAUAUGAAAUGUACAUUCCUGGUUAUCCCAGUAAUCCUGAUCAUCCCAGCCAUCCCAUCCAGUCAACCCAGUCAUCCGGUCAUCCCAGUUAUUGCAGUCAUUCCAGUCAUCCAUGUCAUCCAAAUCAUUGCUGGGUCAUUCCUGUCAUUCAAGUCAUCCCAGUCUUCCUAGUCACCGUGGUCAUACAAGUCAUUCCUGUCAUCCCAGUCAUCCUAGUCAUCCCAGCCAUCCUAGGCAUACUAGUCAUCCCAAUCAUUCAAGUCCUCCCCGCCAUUUUGUUACCCAAUUGAUCCCAGUCAUCCCAUGUAUACCAGUCAUUUCUGUCAUCCCUGUCAUCUCCAGGCUACCCACUUAAGCCAGUCUUCCCAGGUAUCAGAGUCAUCUUUCGUCAUCCCAGUGAACCCAGUCAUUCUCAUAAUUCUGGUCAACUUAGUCAUCCCAGCUAUCUGAUGGUCAUUCCAGUUAACCAGGGUACAUAAGAAAGUCAUUUUUACAGCUUGCUAGUCGGGCAAGCUUUAAUACUAGCCCAAACGCCAUUUCAACUAGCCCCCAAAAUUAUUUGAUGAACAGAAUUGAUUUCACACUUCUUCUGUAAGUUGAAUUCCUCAAAAUGCCUCACUUGCCCGUCAGGCAAGUUACAUUGUAAGAACAGAAUCCACUAGCCCAAUAGCAAAAUCCACUAGUCCCGGGCUAUCGGACACUACUUUCAUUCACCCUAGUCACUCUAGUAAUCCAAGUAAUGACACCAAACUCACCCAAAAGUCACCCUAGUCAUCCAAGUCACCCUAGUCACCCAAGUCAACCUAGACACGCUAGUCAUCCUAGUCACCUAAGUCACCCUAGUCACUGUAGUCACCCAAGUCAACCUGGUCACCCUAGUCAUCAUAGUCACCCAAGUCAACCUAGUCACCGUACUCAUCCUAGUCACCAUAGUCACCCAAGUCAACCUAGUCACCCUAGUCAUCCUAGUCACCUUGGUCACCUAAGUCACCCUACCCUAGUCACCGUAGUCACCCAAGUCAACCUAGUCACCCUAGUCGUCCUAGUCACCGUAGUCACCCAAGUCAACCUAGUCACCCUAGUUAUCCUAGUCACUUAAUCACCUAAGUCACCCUAGUCACUGUAGUCACCCAAGUCAACCUGGUCACCCUAGUCACUGUAGUCACCCAAGUCACCCUAGUCACUCUAGCACUCAAGUCACCCCAGUCACCUAAGUCACCCUAGUCACCCUAGUCACUGUAGUCACCCAAAUCAACCUAGUCACCCCAGUACUCAAGUCACCCAAGUCAACCUAGUCACUCUAGUCACCCUAGUCACUCAAGUCACUCAAGUCACUCAAGUCACCCAAGUCACCCUAGUCACCCAAGUCACCCUAGUCACCCUAGUCACUCAAGUCACACUAGUCACCCAAGUCAACCUAGUCACCCAAGUCACCUUUGUCACGCAAGGCUUCCAAGUCACCCUAGUCUCCUUAGUCAAACUAGUCACCCUAGUCACCCUUGUGACCCUAAUCACCCAAGUCACCUUGAUCACCCAAGUCCCCUCAGCCCUUGUCACCCUACGCACCCUAGUCAACCAAUACAGCUUGUCAGCAUUGUCACCCCAGUCAUUUAAAUUACCCUGGUCACCCCAAUUACCCUAGACGUCCUAGUCACCCCAGCCAGCCUAGUCACCCUAAUUACCCUUAUCAACUUUAAAAACUGCUGUUUUACCUUGUUAAUGUGUUUAUACAAUAACUGGUACUCUUACCUUGUUUUAUAAUGACUUGUUCUUCUUUUUGUAGUCAAGUAAAGCAGGAACUACGCUCAUUUAAUUUAACUUGUUGUUCAACUGUUCAAUAGGAUUUGAAGACUGCACUUACAAGACACCUGGAAAAACGGAGAGAUUUUGCCAAGCAGGAAGCGCGAAAAAUUAACAUCCCUUCCCUAAAACAAAGAAAGGCGGUUGGAGAAGAUUCCAUUUCUAAAGGACGCAGAGAGAUAAUAAUUGAGCCCUCGUGUUCAGAGGUAAUGGUAUAGAAAUUGGAAAUUUAUAUCCAAACAUGGGAAAAGUGCUUCAGCGGGAAAAAAAUGUAACAGUUUUUUUUUUUAAAGUUAGUUAUGUAAAUUAGGGUAAAUAAGGCAUUUACCUUGCAGGAUCUGAACUCAGCUUCACAAUUAAAGAAGAGACUGACUUGCUUACUACUCGGGUUUUUGUCUGUGUUAAGGCCUCUGUAGACUUGCAGACUUUAAAUUUACCGUCUCCUAUUUUGAAAGUAAAAUUUUUCAAGCGACAGCAUAAAAUUGUAAAAGACUCAAGUGGAUAGAGCGCCGGCCCGGUGUCUGGGAGGUCAUAGGUUCAAAUCCUGUCGGAGACUCAGAUUUUUUCUUUGUCCCACGCUCGUGACAUGCUGAUCAUUUCAUUUGCACAUUUGUUUCUCCGAGCUUAAAAUUUACCAUCUUUCAUUUUUUUACCAAGCGUAAAAUUUUUGUUUUAGUUCCAAAUUUUUAUUCUUUUUAGAACCCUGCCUUCACAUCAGAGGAAAACAGCAAAGUGACAGGUCAUUCAUUUCGUUCCCUUGGCUUAAGAGAGGAUAUACUGAACGGAUUGAUGGAUUUAUCAAUUUCAAAACCCACUAUGAUUCAGGUAUACAUCAGAAAAUAGCUCAACACUUUGUUCCAUAGUUUUUGUAGUCUUUACGUUGUCAAGUUUUAUUUUCAGUUUUAAUCACUGUUUAAUCUUUGUUUUUCUUUAUCAUCGUAGACGCAACAAAACAAUGCACUUUGAAUAAUUAUGUUCACGUUAAAAGACAACACAUACAGUGUAAAAAGAGAAGGUUUUGCGUUUCCUCGAGUGCGGAAGUUUUUCACCACAAAAAUAGAAAAUUACUUUUUUUAGUUUAGCAAGCACUCUAACUUCGCUUCAAAAACACUUGUAGUAGGCGUAUAGAGAAGAGAAGUCACAACGUCACAAAAACUAAAUUUUGAGAAAUCAUGGGAAAGGUUGGCGUAUCCAGAAAGAACAAGAUAAAAAGUCUCCACUUGGUCAAAAUGAGCCUGUUAGUGUAAAUUGAUGAGGAGAUGUAAAUAGCGUUAUUCUCCUUAAACGUUAGCGUUGUGACUCCAUAUACGUCCUUCUAAAAUUGACGUGGAUCGUAACCGUUACAAUCCAAUCCAAUUUUAGAACGAUUUGCACGGAUUCAUCAUAGUAUGAUGGUAGUCAUGUCUCCCCUCCAAUUUGCGCCAACAGGCCGAUUUUUGGCAAGGGUUUUUUUUUCAUAUUGUACAUUUACAAAAUCUCUCAAAUUUGAUUUUUUUAAUGACGCCACACAAUGCAAAAAAGGAAUCAGUAAGCCUAAUGUGGCUGGAAUAAUAGUCUUGGAUUGGAGUACAAAACAAUGAUGUCAUUAGUCACUACUGUCCUCUAAAUACAUUAGUACUAAAUGAAGACUUUUUUGUAGAGAAUGGCAAUUCCUCUUAUACUCAAACGAGAACAUGUACUAUGUGCCGCACAGACAGGUAACUUUUGCUUUUGGUGGUAGCUUCUUAUACUAAGGGUAACUAAAUGUUCGAUAUCAGAGGAUUUUCCCCCGAUGGUAACGAAGUCAAGCAGGAGGAAAAAACUUUACCGUCGACUUAGUUCCUUUAAUUUUCACUAGAUCGUAAGCCCUGCGCAUGCCAAUACGACUCAGACUGCGACUCUCAAUCUCCGCCUUUUGAACACUAACUGUUACAGUUCAGUAAAAUAGAUAUAUACCCAAAGAGGCAAUAAAAAACAGGAACCAGGGCCUUUUGUUUUUGUAGGGGGGACGAAAUCUUGCGUGGGUACCACAUAAGCAGAUUGCAAAACAUGGUUUUGUCGCUCGAAAGGCGAGGAAGCGUAGAUCCUUGAUUAUAUCGUGAGCUUGUCGCUCCUGUAGGGCGUGGGUGCUCAUUUUUUCAUCCCCACCGCGGACAUUCUGAUGGAACAUGGUCGGUAUUAACCGCACGAAUUCGAUAGACCAAUGCCAAAAAUAUACAACUGUUCUUAAACUAGACUCAUCGCUUGCGCAGACGAUAGAGCUUGUCCAGGCUACUCAGAUACCGAUUCUAAUUCUACUGAGUUUAACUGACUUCUAAACUUGAUCUGUGCUCCAGUGACAAGUGGUUGAAUGCCGAAUAUAACCGAGAGGAACUAGUUUUUGACUACCAUGUACCCAACAAACAUAGGGAAACGUAAAUUUUUGUCACCGAUGGUUGACAUGUCUUAUCAAAAUUUUAGGUACAGGAAAGACUCUCGCCUAUCUCUCACCGAUAGUUCACCAUCUGCGAGAUGAGCAGGAUCAGGGCGUGAUAUCACGUCUUAACAGACCUCGGGCUCUUAUUGUUUUACCUAACAGGGAACUUGCUUUCCAAGUUUUAGUAAGUGAAGUCAUCCUUAUUGUUAUUGUUGUUCGCGCCAGAAAGCGCAUAAGGCCUUUGUAAGUGGCAUGGUUAUGUAUAAAUUCAUAUUUAUCAGAUCCAUUUGGAUCACAAGGUGAAAUGACAAAACCAGUUUCCGACGUAUGCGUAACGAUUUUGAUUUUUCCUUUUUGACAAACUCUCGGCGAGAAAACAAAUAACGAUAAUUUCUGAGUAGUUUGUGCAAAUUAGAGUAGACUUCUCUUGAAAAAAGUUGGUUCGUUGUCUUUUACCUUCUGAUCUGUCAUCAAUUACAGGCCCGUAAACCUUUCAAAUCACUCAUGAUUACUGUUUUCUAGUCAAUGGUUCCUUAACAAACACCAAACUGCUUUCGUCAGUCAGUGAAAGUAACGUGUUUUCAGCUAUGCUAUUUCUUUUUUAGAAAGUGGCAAAGUCGUUGUCUCAUAACGCACGCUUCCGGUCAGCUCUUUUAACUGGAGGAAGAAAGCUAGUAAGUUGAAAAUGAUUAUUGACUAUAUACUAGUUCUUAUAGGGGGCAGCGUUUCUGAGCGGUGAAUGGUUUGCUCUUGCAAUCCGGGUGCUUCAAGUCCAAGCCUUUUUUUCGUGACAUAGUCUAGCUGGUUUUGUUCUCAUUUGUACCCCCCGAAUUUAACUCCUCUGUAAAGCUUGCAAAUAGCCCACUGGUUUGCCUCCAGCUAAAUGGCGUACAUCGUUUUGUAAUUUCAAUCAUUUGUUUCUGUCUUUAUUUGUGGUCUACAAUUCAAACUACGGGUUACCAGCAUUUGUGUGACCCCUACAUAAGGUCAUUCAGUUCCCCUUGUUCUGAAACUAAAGCAGUAGGUAAAUCGGAUGGCCCUAUACAAUAUUCAUGUUUUCGUUUAUUUCGUUUGUAUGCACAUAUUUUAUAAAAUCUUAAAAUCUCUCUUUCAGACAUACGCCUGUCUCGUUUAUACGUUAACCUAGAACCACUUCCGGUGCUUAUAAGUAGUGUUCCAUGGUAGCUGUUUUCGUAUUUAGCAUUAUUACAAGUGAUUUUAUACUUAAGCGAAGUAUCAUUAUCUAGGGUGGACAAUGCGUUUACAGCACGGCGUGAUUUCUCUUUCGAAGCAACUCAAAAAAGGGUUAAUGAAUUGUGUUUUGCUGUUGUUGUAUUUUGGUUUUCUUUUUCCUUAGAGAGUUUUAAAGUCAGGAUUUGAAUCUCCAGUUGAUCUUCUUGUCGGAACACCAGGAACGUUACUGGAAUUUCUAGAAAGAGGUAAAGGGUAAAGAAGUUUAAUGAUCACAAUAUGUUUCGUUAAAAUUGCCCAUGUUCAACGGUGGUACGCCACUGGGCCUUAUUCACACGGCGGCUAUAUUGUUCCGAGAGACUGGAAAAUCUUUGUUUUACCACCCUCGACCUCGCAGUAAAAAACUUGGGAACGAGGCUAGACAGGUAAAACAAUGCAACUUUAGUCUCUCGGGACAAGAUGGCCGCUGUGUGACAAAGGCCCUUUGCACGAUGUCAUUAUUUUACUACUGCGGUCAGAAUCCUUUUCGUUUUUUCUUUCAUAUUUGAAUUUGGUACCCAGUGAGGUUUAAAUAACAGAGGCCCUAAUUUGCACAAGAAAGCAAAACCCUGAAGGAUUCUUGUCGUAGUGAUAAAUGACGUCACCGGUCAAAUGGCUUCAAAUUUUUAACCAUUUCUUAGGUUUUUUUGCACACCGUGACGUCUAUUCAGGCUCCCAUUGACUUUUUUUUUUCAAAAUGUUCAGUAUGUUUUGUGAUCUUUAAUUAUCUUCUUCAGGUCGAUUGUUUCUCUCGGACGUGUCUUACCUUGUAAUUGAUGAAGCUGAUACUAUGUUUGACAAAACCUUCAAAAACGACACCAGGCAACUUCUUGAAUCAAUCAACGUAAGUGUGCAUAAAGGUUGCGUUUUCUGAGACUUCUCUAGCUUAGAAACAUCAAACCCGAAGUCCUCCACCUUUCCUACAUAGUGAAAAGCAAUACAUGCUUAAUGUAAUUGUAAGAGGAAAUAAGCUGAAAUUCAGGGAAAAGUUGUUAGAUAGUCUUAGUUAAUAACCUUUCAGUACCUCUGUUGCUGAAAUUCAAAAAUAUGCGGUAAAUAUCCCAAACCAAAUGAAACCAUGUAAAAGCAGAGCUAAAGAGGUUUCGUUUCUAUUGUAAUACUACGGGAUUUCGUGCACAGACUCAUAGAACUGCAUCAGUAUUUUCACAGUUGACUUCUCGGGAGCAGCAGUUCUGGCGCGAGGAUUUGUGAUAUCGAUGGUUUCCAAGAGCAACAAUUAACCAAUCACAGCUCAUUGGUUUCUCAAACAAUCCGGCCCAUAAGACUUAAGGUCAUGUUAUACGAGACGAUUCGUAACGACAAUUUUUAGCGCAACACAACGUUACAACAUUGUUGCAACAUUGUUUCGAAUAGUUCCAACAUUGUUCCAACAUUGCAACGAUGUGUUGCGCUAAAAAUCGUCGAGGCGAAUCGUCCCGUUUAACAUCAUCUUCAGCCCAAAAAGCUUGUGUCCAUUCUCUCUCAAAGUUCUGUAGUGGUUUUAAUGUUGAAGUAGCAUCGGCUGUGGCCUGUUUUAACAAAUAGUAGUUGAUGCAUUUGUCAUGUAUUUAUUCUGUUCUCAGAUAAGACAAGACAAACCGUCCCAUCGCUCUAGUUUACCUAAAGACGCGCAAGUUACUGUUGUCUGUGCGACAUUACCAGAAGAAUUUUUCGAGGAUACACUCCAAGAUAUUCUACCGGUAGGGUAGAUAGAGCAUAUCGGUCAAAAGAAAAGUUUAGCACCUUUUGGUAAGGCAGAAUGCUUCUUCAAGACAGGUAGCUAAAGCGGGCGGCCAAGUCCAUGGGCGGAAAAAAAGAGUGGGAAAACGUGUAGACAAUGGAAGGCGCGGAGAACGUGUGGCAACGGGGGGAAAUGUGUUACACUGGAAACCGUGGUAACGUGUAAGGAAAAGUGUAGCUGAUCUAUGGAAAACGCGAAAGUGAUCAAAAGCGCGGGAAGCCUUUAUCGGUGCCUACGGUGGAAAAACCUUUGUCAAAAGUGGACAAACGUGUGCCUUUUAGCAAGAGUAGAAAUGAACGUAUGAGUCGCAUGACGUGUUACUUAAGUUUUUCCCUUUAAAAGACAAGUUAGAGUCUUCAAAGGUUAUAUUUGAGUUUGAGUUCUUGUUUAGCAAUAAUGUUCAGGUUCUUAUUCAAGUGUGAACAUUUACCAUUUAAAUGUUGCUCUCCUCUUCUCUCCAGCAUUUACAGGCUUGUACGUCUAGCCAUCACCGUAUCCUGCCACAUGUGAGACACAAGUUUGUGAAAAUCCCACAAAAUGAUAAACCAGGUAAUUAAUACAAAAUUUUUAUUUAUUUUGAUGGCUUUCACCGACAGAAAAAAAUUAUAAAAUGAUUUAAUCGAUAAGUAACAAAUCAACGAAAUAUAGGCGGCACCAUUGCCACAAAAAGUUAUUGUUUUAGUGGCCUUUAUUUGAAAUCUAUUGUAGGAUUUCAUCCGCAGGCUCAAGCAUUUUAUUUUCAGACCUGAAAUAGAGGAACACCUUGUACAGGAUAAUAAACUGUACUAAACGGGAACACAAGAAACUACUGCUCAGUAGCUUUCACUUGAAUGUAUUUACUUUAAGAUUCAUUUAUAGUCUCAAAAAUUAGAACCACCUUGUACAACAUAACAAGCACCACAACCAAUAAAAAUACUUCUGAGUACAGAGCUUCUAAUUGAAUGGAGUUUAUGCAGCCAAUCGUUACUUACAAAUCAGCCUUUUGGAUAUUUACAAUGAUUUUUUUGCUAUUACGGACCUUUUUUGUUUCUCUCUUUCCAUACAGAACAACUUUUAGAACUUCUGAGAGAAGACCUGUCGUUGCACAAUCGACGAACUGUUGUGUUCUGCAACACUACACCAAGCUGUGAUUUUAUAGGACAUUAUCUCACAAAUAACGGCAUCUCACAUAUCAAACUCCACAGCACCAUUGCUAUUGAGGUAGAGGAACUUGGAAGUAGUCUAUCAAUUUCACUGGCACAGACCUACCCAGUGGGGAUGGGCUUGCAGACCUUCCAUAGGGCGUGGGCAAGAAGACCUACCAAGUGGGGAUGGGCUUGCAGACCUUCCAUAGGGGGUGGGCAAGCAGACCUACCUAGUGGGGUUCAGGCCGUACCCUACCCACCCCUACCAGUUUGAACGUAGACCUCGCAAUGGGAAUGGGUAUACAGACCUACAUAGUGGCGUCGGAGACCUACCCAGUUGGAAUCAGGGCUUGCAGACCUACCCAAUGGGGAUCAGGGCAUGCAGACUACACAGUGGGGAUGGGCACGCAGACCUAUCCCAUGGAGCCGUGGGAUCUACCCAGUGGCGAAGGGCGUGUAAAUCUAGCGAGGGGGGUGAGGGGGGGGAGGGGGGGGUUGCGCGUCCAGACCUACCCUGUUUGUUUCCUUUCUUCCUAUUCACUAUCACAACCGCCCUCUUUGUGUAACGUAGUUUGUGGGUACGUUCACUCAAUACGGCACUUGCUUGAUCUCAUUAUGAUGAUCUCGUUUUGACUCACCAUAGCUCCUGGAUUUGUUUGGUUGUUUGGUUGAUUCAUAGGGUAAAUUAAAUAGCGCCUUGGUGUGUAUGGGGAGGAGAUAGAAUUUUAUCCCAUACACCUUAAAUUCAUGAAACUGUCCGUAACUCUUGUACUCGACAUUAAUAGACUUUGCCUUUCCUCCGAGGCAAUUUUGUGCAUUUUUUAAUUGCAUGACUGGAUGCAUUAAUUGUUGUCUGCCUUACCUGUUGUAGGAAAGAAGUAAGUUGUUCAAAGAUUUUCAAGAAGAAAAAGAGCGGAUUCUUGUUUGUACUGACGUAGGGUCCAGAGGCUUAGAUACUAACGUAAGAUGUCGUUUUUGUGACGUCAUCACUGCUUUUCUGUAUUGAUAGUAUAGAGUGUUUUCACGUGACGUCACGGCGGCCAUAUUGGUGUCCUAAAACAAUGAUACGGCGGCCAUGUUGGUGUCCCAAACCACUCCUCUGGGAGUUGAACUCUUUUCUUAUGCAAAUGCUUUCUUUUGUCCCAAUAAAUUUGCAUAGAUGAUGGCCACGUGAGUGAAAACGCUCUAUAGAGUUUAGCCAAGAUAACUGCACAGGUCUGCACGUACGCUAAAUAUUACCGUUUAGCUAACUUUGUCUUCUUCAGAAGACUUGUUCACCAGCUCCACGUCUUCCCUCGUUCUUCCCAUUUACUCACCUUCAUUGCUCUUAACGCCGAUGUGACAAAGAUUCGUUUUUCAAGUUCAUAAUGGUGGAAUGUUGAUCAUGAAUGAAUAAAUGAAUGAAUAUAUGAAUGUUAAUCUGUGAAGGUCCUUUACACUUACGCAGCGUUUAUCAAAAAACGUUAAACAAAGUGUUGAAACGAGUAUCAACAAGUACGAUUAAAAACGUUUUUGCUUGCCACUGACUUUGGUUUUGUGAGUUAAACUUGAUUUAAAUAUAACUUCGAUAUCUUUUUAAACAGGUGAAUCAUGUGAUCAAUUUCGACUUUCCAAUAAGUGUCACGGACUAUAUUCACCGCGUGGGAAGAACUGGUCGCGUAAGGACUGUUCCGAGGCAGGAUGACGUCGCUAUGGCCACGAGCCUAAUGUCACAUAACAGAGAUGUGAGAAUGGCCCUGGCAAUCGAGGUUUGAAUUGUUUUUUUUUUUUCUUUUUUUUUUUAAAGGUUGGCAGCUAGUAUCUAGUAUCAGAGUAUAGAUAAGUACAGUUAUCUCUCUUACAAAGGCGCUGUGUCACAAAAUUUAUCAAAAUUCAGAAAGAAGCAAGUGCCACAAAAUUGAGUGAAACAUAAAAAUAACCCCCUCAAAAUAUUAAAAGAAGGUAUAAAUGGCACAGCAAAUACAAAACAAGGCACGGAUAGAUGGAUGUGUUUCUUGAUUGUUUGCUGGUUUUUUUUUUUAAAGCUCGUUAAGGAAGGUAUCAGUUGUUUUCCUACUUGAAUUUUGGUAUUUGUAAUAUUUGGCUGAGUGCUUGUUUGACGCAAAACUGCAAUUUUAUCAUCAAGUUAUUUUUCCCGAACGUUAACCCAUUUCAGACCGAGCUUUUUUCGCUCCUUCGACGUGGGGGCCUCGGAGGCCCCCCUCUAUAUCUUAAAAACUGCUUAUGAUACAACCACCGUAACGAUGCACUUAUCAUCAGGAAUAGACACUGUUGAAUUUUGAACCCAGCAGUUUCUCGAAUUAGGCUUUAAAAUGCCCGGAUUAUAUAAACAGUCAUAAUAAAUUUGAUGAAGCGUUACGACGCCUUAAAAAAUUUUCCAGAUAAAUUUGCAGCGAAGUCGCUAAGUUGGUCCGUCAUAGCUUGAAUGGUUUUGAAUUUAUUAAACUUUAAAUCGAGAGGGGUCUCAAACACUAUAAUUUCACUAACACCCUAAAAAGUUAAAAAGUUGUGAAUAGCUGCAAACAGCAUAUCAUAAAAUUGCGAAAAUAAGCCCCUCCAUGUAUAAGCCCCUCCAAAUAUACGCCCCCCGGGGGUUUGUACUUGGAAAUUGCCCUCAAAUACAAAGUAAAACAAAGCAAAAACGGUAAAUUUACUUCCAACUAUAGGGCUAGCCCUAUUGAUUUUGAAACGCAAAUUUCCUCCGUAGAUAAGCCCCUCCAAAAACAAGCCCCACAAAAAGGGCCGUUGAAAAAUAUCAGUCCCGGGGCUUAUUUUCGGAAUUUUACGGUAACACUCCUUAAAUAUACUGAGACAUCUCGUCUGCAGUUUUAAAUGCAAAGUCCAAUUGAAAAAAAUAAAAUAAUGAAGGUUGCAACUUUUUUUCUCCCUAGGAAGCGGCGAGAAAAAACAAGUGUUUGAAAAGUAUUGAAGUUCGCAACCUGCCAAAAGAGCAAGCAAGACAUUCUAAGAAGCCUGGGCAGGUUAAAGUAAAACGUUCUAAAGGGACCGUUGAUAGAACGGUGCUGAGGCGCAAGUCACGUGAUGUAGUUGUACAACAG